Messenger RNA from Diospyros lotus (date-plum), 2393 nucleotides. RefSeq lists its product as uncharacterized. NCBI's taxonomy places the organism in Eukaryota, Viridiplantae, Streptophyta, Magnoliopsida, Ericales, Ebenaceae. The record is from RefSeq and is a predicted model, not a curated record. Bases 223 to 2283 code for a protein of 686 amino acids. Gene Ontology annotation, biological process: gibberellin catabolic process; response to light stimulus. The transcript is spliced from 7 exons.
AGCAAGACAGAGAGGCAGAGGAGAGCCAGAUGGCCCCCCUCUAUAGUUAGUAACGCCUAUGACCUCGCAGCUCAUGCAUUCCCAUUUCUUCCGUUUCCCCAUUUAAGCCCCCUCCUCCCCCACCUUCUGCUUCUCCAUCUCCAUCUCCAUCUCCAUCAUCUUCCUCUGCUACUGCAAUUAAUUCACCAAAAUCCAAUUCCCCCCUUCUGCUUCCUAGCAGCCAUGGUGGUCUUGUCCCGCCCAGUAGUCGAUGAUUUCUCCCUCAUCAAGACAUGCAAACCGCCGCCCGCCCUGUUCGCUGGAAUACCUGUAGUGGACCUUGCCGACCCCGCCGCCAAAACACGCAUCGUCGAAGCGUGCAAAGAGUUCGGAUUCUUUAAGCUCAUCAACCAUGGAGUCCCCACGGAGCUGAUUUCCCGAUUGGAAGCCGAUGCCUUCAAGUUCUUCAGCCGGCCCCAGCCGGAGAAGGACAAGACCGGCCCUCCCAGCCCCUUGGGCUACGGCAACAGGAAAAUCGGCCCCAAUGGCGAUGUCGGCUGGAUCGAAUACCUCCUCUUCUCCACCACCCCCGAAUUCAUCUCCCAGAUUUCCCCCUCCAUUUCCCCGGAAAACCCAGAAAUUUUCAGGCGUGUCGUGAACGAUUACAUCUUGAAUGUGAGAGAGAUGGUUUGCGAACUUCUGGAACUGGCGGCGGAGGGGCUGGAGAUCGAGCCGAGGAAUGUGUUUAGUCGACUGUUGAAGGACGAGAAGAGCGAUUCCUUUUUCCGGUUGAACCACUAUCCGCCAUGCCCAGAGCUUCAAGCAUUGAGUGGGAGAAACCUGAUAGGGUUCGGAGAGCACACAGACCCUCAGAUAAUGUCGGCUCUGAGAUCCAACAACACAGCAGGCCUGCAAAUCUCUCUGAGAGAUGGGACGUGGGUCUCCGUCCCCCCCGAUCACCAUUCCUUUUUCAUCAAUGUUGGUGACUCCCUCCAGGUGAUGACCAAUGGGAGAUUUAGGAGUGUGAAGCACAGAGCAUUGGCUGACAGCCUGAAACAUAGGGUCUCAAUGAUCUACUUUGGGGGGCCACCUAUGAGUGAAAAGAUUGCCCCUUUGGAUGCAUUGAUGGAAGAAGGAGAAGAGAGGCUGUACAAGGAGUUCACGUGGUGUGAAUACAAGGCUUCUGCUUACAAGUCAAGGCUGGCUGACAACAGGCUUGGCAGCUUCGAGAUUCAGAAGAAAAACAACUACUAUCUUCAUCAUGUCAUCAUUCUUGCUUCUUCACAUGUGCCUUGUCAAAAUACUUAUUCCUGGAAAAUGGUGGUGCUUUCGCAGCUAGCCCUUGACCAGUUUUCCUUGAUCCAAACAUGCCAACCCACGUCGGUAUCCAAGAGUUUUCCGGCGAUCGACCUGGCCAAUCCGGGGGCCAAGACUCAGAUAGUCAAGGCCUGCGAGGAGUUCGGGUUCUUCGAGCUGGUCAACCAUGGCGUCCCGCCGGAGUUGAUGGCGAGAAUGGAAGCUGAUGCCUUGAGGUUCUUCAGCUCCGCCCAGUCGGAGAAAGAGAAGGUGGCGCCUCUCGGCUACGGUAAGAUCAGAAUUGGGCCUAAUGGCGACAUGGGUUGGGUCGAAUAUCUCCUCCUCAGCACCUCCUCCAAGAUCAUCGACCAGAUUUCCUCUCCCAUCUUCCAGGGAAACCCACCAUUUUCCCAGAAUGCGCUGAUUGGGUAUUUGACGGCGGUGAAAGAGGUGGCGUGUGAAGUUCUGGAAUUGAUAGCAGAAGGGCUGAGGAUGGAGCCGAGGAAUGUGUUCGCGAGGCUGCUGAGAGAAGAGAAUAGCGACUGUCUUCUGAGGCUGAACCAUUAUCCGCCAUGCUCGGAGCUCCAAGAGCUGAGCGGCCAAAAUGUGGUUGGGUUCGGCGAGCACACCGACCCGCAGAUCAUCUCCGUGUUGAGAUCUAACGACACUUCGGGCCUCGAAAUCUGCCUCAAAGAUGGGACCUGGGUUUCAGUCCCACCGGCGCACAACUCCUUCUUCAUCAGCGUUGGCGAUUGCUUGCAGGUGAUGACGAAUGGGAGGCUGAAGAGUGUGAGGCACAGAGUAUCAGCAAACAGCUUGAAAUCAAGGGUGUCAAUGAUAUACUUUGGAGGGCCAAAGCUGAGUGAAAAGAUAGGGCCCUAUUCUUGCAAGGUGGAAGAAGGAGAGGAGAAGCUGUACAAGGAGUUCACAUGGACUGACUACAAGAAGUCGGCUUACAGCUCCAGGCUGGGAGACAACCGCCUGGCUCUCUUCCGUUCCAAUAAGUAGUAGUCUGAGUCUGCUUCCCAAUCAUAACACACACACACACACACACACAUCUCCCUCUCUCUCUCUCUCUCUCUCUCUAUAUAUAUAUAUAUAUAUAUAAUGCCUCACUC